Miniopterus natalensis is the source of this 2733-nucleotide messenger RNA. The record is from RefSeq and is a predicted model, not a curated record. NCBI's taxonomy places the organism in Eukaryota, Metazoa, Chordata, Mammalia, Chiroptera, Miniopteridae.
CCCAAGUACCUAUAGUAGCAACAAAACAGACAAGAAUAUUAAGUUUCCUGAGCCCAGUACUCUUUCCAGUACAUCGUAGUGUCUUUUAGAGAGAGCUCUUUGUAAAGUUCUCUGCAAAGGUAAGGUGGUGGUUUUGGUGCUGGAUGUAACAGGAUUCAGAUGGAGUCUGGAGGCCACUUAAAAGGUCUUGGGCUGCCUCAGACUUCAAACCCAUUGAUGCUAGGGGAAUAUCCUUCCCAGGGCUUAUGGAGUUCAGAAUUUGUGGUCUUUUUGCCCUUGAUCUUGCUUUAUGCAUUGGUGUUUCUGUCCCAUUAGGACUUGGAACAGAUACCCAGGUGGGAUGGACUGACAGCAAGUCAAUUUCAUGAACAACUGGUGAGGAUGAAUGUUUCUGCUAACCUGUGGUCUCUGUCUCUUAUGCUAGGUGAGCCCCAGGUGUGUCCCAGAGGGAUCCAGGUGACUUCUCUGCAGACUGCUUGCCAUGAUGCCCCACCAAGAACAGGGGGACUAAAGUGGGGGUCCUUCCCCAUGCCCCUCCCAUGGUCAGUUUCCCGAUGGCCUGGGUGAGGGUGGUCUGGCUGCUCUGACACCAUGGGGAGCUGUUGCAGCUGCCUGAAUAGAGACAGCAUCCCAGACAACCACCCUACCAAAUUCAAGGUGACGAAUGUGGAUGACGAGGGGGUGGAGCUGGGCUCCGGGGUGAUGGAGCUGACACAGAGCGAGCUGGUGCUUCACCUGCAUCGGCGGGAGGCUGUCCACUGGCCGUAUCUUUGCCUGCGGCGCUAUGGCUAUGAUUCCAACCUCUUCUCCUUUGAGAGUGGCCGCCGGUGUCAGACAGGCCAGGGGAUAUUUGCAUUCAAGUGCUCCCGGGCUGAGGAAAUCUUCAACCUCCUUCAGGACCUGAUGCAGUGCAACAGCAUCAAUGUGAUGGAAGAGCCAGUCAUCAUCACCCGCAACAGCCACCCUACUGAGCUCGACCUCCCGCGGGCCCCACAGCCUCCAAAUGCUCUAGGCUACAGUGUCUCCAGCUUCUCCAAUGGCUUCCCUGGGUGCCCAGGAGAGGGCUCAAGGUUCUCAGCACCCCGGCGCCCCUCAACAAGCAGCCUUCGGCACCCCUCACUGGGGGAAGAGUCCACCCAUGCCCUCAUUGCCCCUGAUGAGCAGGUAAGCAAGCAGCUGCCCCGCCCAUCUCUUGGUCUGGGUGGGAAUGGAGGUCAGGAAAUGUGGCAUGUCCUCUCAGUGAUGAUCAUGGGGGGAAGAAAAUCUGUAGGGUCCUUUCCUGUCCCCAGAAAGGGAGGCAGCUGUUUGGAAGGUUUGGAGGACCAGGAGGAGGAGAAAACCCUCGCUCUUUCCCCAUGCUUCUUGACUCUCACCCUCCUGUCCCUUCUGCUCUCCUUCGUCCCUGCCCUUGGACCCUCCUGCUUUAUUUGGACUCUUUCCCUCCAGUCCCACACUUACGUCAACACCCCGGCCAGUGAAGAUGACCACCGCCGGAGCCGGCACUGCCUGCAGCCGCUGCCCGAGGGGCGGGCGCCCUUCCCAGCACAGGCCCGGGGCCCUGACCAGAGGGACCCGCAGGUGUUCUGGCAGCCGGGCCAAGUGAAGUUCGUGUUGGGUCCCACCCCUGCUCGGCGGCACAUGAAGUGCCAGGGCCUCUGCCCCAGUCUUCGUGACCCCCCCCACCACAACAACAAUGAGGGCCCUUCUGAGUGCCCAGCCCAGCCCAAGUGCACCUAUGAGAAUGUCAGCAGGGGGCUGAGGCCAGGGGCUGGCUGGAGACUGAGCCCCGAGGAGCCGGGCUGGAAUGGCCUUGCCCACCGCCGGGCCGCCCUGCUGCACUACGAGAACCUGCCCUCCCUGCCCCCUGUGUGGGAGAGCCAUGCCCAGCAGCUGGGGGAGGAGGCCGGGGAUGACGGGGACUCAAGGGAUGGGCUCACACCCUCCUCCAAUGGCUUCCCCGACGGCGAGGAGGACGAGACCCCAUUGCAGAAGCCCACCAGCACCCGGGCUGCCCUCCGCAGCCACAGUAGCUUCCCUGUGCCACUGACCCGCCGCCGAGGCUCCCCGAGGGUCUUUAACUUUGAUUUCCCCCGGCCAGGCCCCGAGCCUCCGAGGCAGCUCAACUACAUCCAGGUGGAGCUGAAGGGCUGGAGUGGAGACCACCCCAAGGGGCCCCAGAACCCCACGGUCCCCCAAGCCCCUGUGCCCACCACGCACCCUACCCGCAGCUCAGACUCCUAUGCCGUGAUUGACCUCAAAAAGACCGUGGCCAUGUCCAACCUGCAGAGGGCUCUGCCCCGAGACGAUGGCACCGCCCGGAAAACGCGGCACAAUAGCACCGACCUGCCUCUGUAGGGACUUCCUCCCCCUGCCCCGGUCCAGCCCCCGCCUCACGCUCCUGUCCUCUGAGCCCACCCACCCCGGGUUCAGGGGUGCUUCGCAAGAGGGCAUUGAGGUGGGACCAGAUGCUUCCCUGCGCUGGCCGGAGUCCCCAAAGAUAGCCACUGAGUGGCCUGGUCUCCCAGUUGGGGGGAGAGGAGGGUGACCAGGUGAGGAGGGAGCCAUGGUGUAAACUGUGAAGGGUUCCCUGACUGCAUUUAGCACCCUCCCGUUACGUCCAUUGUCUUGUCGUCUCAUCUGUGUAUUCUUUUUGGUUGAAAUUUGAAGCAUUUUGUACCUGUUGAUUUUAUUUAUCAGUUUAUUUUUCUAUUUAUUGUUUCAAAUGUAAUUUAA